Telopea speciosissima is the source of this 855-nucleotide messenger RNA. RefSeq names its product photosynthetic NDH subunit of lumenal location 5, chloroplastic-like. Gene Ontology annotation, biological process: protein peptidyl-prolyl isomerization; protein folding. Gene Ontology annotation, molecular function: peptidyl-prolyl cis-trans isomerase activity. Lineage: Eukaryota; Viridiplantae; Streptophyta; Magnoliopsida; Proteales; Proteaceae. The transcript is spliced from 7 exons. Bases 12 to 830 code for a protein of 272 amino acids. The record is from RefSeq and is a predicted model, not a curated record.
ACUUGUGUCAAAUGGCGACUGUCCCCUUGACUGCUAUGCAGGCGAAUAUAGGUUCCACCGUUUCCAGUUCAACAGCUUCAGCUCCAGGAAGCGUCUCACAGGUGAAGGUUAUCAGCCCCUGCUGUAAUGCUUCUAAAUUGCGAAAAUGGUCGGCGCCAUCGGAUAUCUACUCCCCAUCGCUCUUCUUUUCCAGCUCUUUCCGUAUCGUACCUCUCACGUCUUCCUCGUCGUCAUCGUUGUUUCCUUCUUGUCAGAGAAGAACUGGUUUUGUUAGUUCCGUUCGUGCCGCAGCUCAGGACGUGGGAUUGCAAUCUAAAGUCACCGAUAAAGUAUAUUUUGAUAUAAGCAUUGGGAAUCCUGAGGGUAAAUUUGCUGGGAGGAUCGUGAUAGGAUUGUUCGGUGACGAUGUUCCCCAAACCGUUGAGAACUUCCGUGCUCUGUGCAUCGGGGAGAAGGGCUUUGGGUACAAAGGUUGCAUGUUCCAUCGUGUAAUCAAGGAUUUCAUGAUUCAAGGAGGAGAUUUCGAGAAAGGAAAUGGAACUGGAGGCAAAAGUAUUUAUGGUCGGACAUUUAAAGAUGAAAACUUUAAGUUGUCUCAUGUUGGACCAGGAGUCGUCAGUAUGGCAAAUGCAGGGCCAAACACCAAUGGGAGUCAAUUUUUCAUCUGCACUGUCAAGACACCAUGGCUGGAUCAGAGGCAUGUUGUUUUUGGGCAAGUUUUGGAAGGCAUGGACAUUGUGAAGUUGAUUGAGUCACAAGAAACUGACAGAGGGGAUCGUCCGAGAAAGAAGGUGGUGAUUAGUGACUGCGGUGAACUUCCAACGGUUUGAGAUAAUCUCAUACUUCCUGUCACAA